Messenger RNA from Acanthosepion pharaonis, 645 nucleotides. NCBI's taxonomy places the organism in Eukaryota, Metazoa, Mollusca, Cephalopoda, Sepiida, Sepiidae. The record is from the annotation of a GenBank genome assembly.
AUGAAACAGAAAUUAUAUGGAAUCUAUCUAUCUAUCUAUCUAUCUAUCUAUCUAUCUAUCUAUCUAUCUGUCUUAUUGUCAGUUCGUAUCUUCCCAUCUAACUCAGUCUGUUCAUUAUCUAUCUAUCUAUCUAUCUAUCUAUCUAUCUAUCUAUCUAUCUAUCUAUCUAUCUAUCUGUCUGUCUGUCUGUCUGACUUAUUGUCAGUUCAUAUCUUCUCAUUUAACUCGGUGUGUUCAUUAUCUAUCUAUCUAUCUAUCUAUCUAUCUAUCUAUCUAUCUAUCUAUCUAUCUAUCUGUCUGUCUGUCUGUCUGACUUAUUGUCAGUUCAUAUCUUCUCACCUAACGCAGUCUGUUCAUUAUCUAUCUAUCUAUCUAUCUAUCUAUCUAUCUAUCUAUCUAUCUAUCUGUCUGUCUUUCAUAUCUUCUCAUUUAACUCGGUGUGUUCAUUAUCUAUCUAUCUAUCUAUCUAUCUAUCUAUCUAUAUCUAUCUAUCUAUCUAUCUAUCUAUCUAUCUUAUUGUCAGUUCAUAUCUUCCCAUCUAACUCAGUCUGUUCACUAUCUAUCUAUCUAUCUAUCUAUCUAUCUAUCUAUCUAUCUAUCUAUCUAUCUAUCUGUCUUAUUGUCAGUCCAUAUCUUCCCAUCUAA